Messenger RNA from Morus notabilis, 1430 nucleotides. Its product is annotated as perakine reductase. The transcript is spliced from 7 exons. The record is from RefSeq and is a predicted model, not a curated record. Lineage: Eukaryota; Viridiplantae; Streptophyta; Magnoliopsida; Rosales; Moraceae. Gene Ontology annotation, cellular component: cytoplasm. The coding region runs from base 175 to 1203 and encodes 342 amino acids.
AAGAGUGGAAAAAUCGUAUUCAUGAAUCACAUACAUAUCUGUUGAUGCAAUAUUAGAAUAGAAGCUGGUAGACGUCUCUCCUUUUGUUUUGUUAUUUUUAUUUUUAUUUUUUGGUCAUCUUCUUUUUACAGUGGACAAUAGAAACUUUCAAUUGAACUAUUUGGCGUUGAGAAAAUGGAGGUGCAGAAGCCCCAAAUCCAAGUUCCAAGAGUUAAGCUGGGCAGUCAGGGAUUGGAGGUUUCUGUGCUGGGUUAUGGGUGUGCAGGACUCUCCGGAAUGCUAAACGCUCCUUUGCCUCAUGAAGCUGGAUGUCAUAUUAUAAAGGAAGCUUAUAAUAGGGGUAUAACCUUCUUUGAUACAGCUGAUGUAUAUGGGGGAAAUGACAAUGAGAUCAUGAUUGGCAAGGCUUUAAAGCAGCUUCCACGAAACAAAGUCCAGUUAGCCACAAAGUUUGGUGCUAUUAUCUCCGGGGAUUUUCAAUUUGAUGUGAAGGGCACGCCUGAAUAUGUGAGGGAAUGCUGCGAAGCUAGUCUUAAGCGCCUAGAUAUCGAGUACAUCGAUUUGUACUACCAACAUCGUGUGGAUACUUCGGUGCCUAUAGAGGAUACUAUGGGGGAGCUCAAGAAGCUGGUUGAGGAAGGAAAAAUCAAAUACAUUGGGCUAUCGGAAGCUAGUGUGGACACAAUAAGAAGAGCUCACAGAGUUCAUCCCAUCACUGCCCUGCAAAUGGAAUACUCUUUAUGGAGUCGAGAAAUCGAAGAUGAAAUCAUUCCACUUUGCCGGGAGCUUGGCAUUGGAAUAGUAGCAUAUAGCCCCCUCGGCCACGGAUUCUUUGGUGGGAAAGCAAUUGUUGAAAGUUUGCCGAGUGAGAGUUUUUUGAGUGGGCAUCCAAGGUUCACAGAACAAAAUCUAGAGAAGAACAAAGUCAUAUAUGCGCGGUUCGCUAACCUGGCUGCAAAGCAUGGCUGCACUCCUCCUCAACUAGCUCUUUCGUGGCUUCUCCAUCAUGAUAUAGUCCCUAUUCCUGGGACAACUAAAGUUGAAAAUAUAGAUGUCAAUGUUGGAUCAGUGGCAGUGAAGCUUACAAAAGAAGGUGUGAAAGAAAUCAGCGAUGCUGUGGCCGCACAUGAAGUGGCUGGGGAAAGAGAGCACUCCUCUACGUCUAAAUAUGCCUGGAACUUUGCUAAUACUCCACCAAAAUAGUUGCCAACUGAAGAAAUAAAUAGCCUACACAAAUGAAUGAAGAAUGAACAAAUAAAUUAAAAAUACUUGUUUCUCAAAAGUCCUGUUGAUGCAUUAUAGCAAUCGAAUUGGCAAGGAAUUGAACAGAAAGCGCUUGAUCAUAUUCUACUAGUUGAAACCACGUGCGGAAAUCCCGUGUGAAUAUUCUAAGGGAUUGUUCUUUUAGAGUUUAAUUUGAGUAUAAUUCU